CCUAUAAUUAUGGGAAUGAUACCCAUACCAUUAUGGAAAUGGUUCCCAUAAUAUAUAGAACCAUCCCUAUAAUAGUAUAGGUACCAUUCCUAUACCAUUAUGGGAACCAUUCCCAUGAUAAAUAGGAAUACUUCCCAUCAUUUUCUUUGCGUGUAAGACCUAAAUCAUUCAUAUAUUAUGCAUGUCAAAGAUUGAAGUGAGAAUAAAAUUACAGCCGGACCUCGUUAUAAGACUAUCAUUCUGUCUUUUUUAUAAACCAGGUAUCGCAAUAGUUUGGGAGAGAAACUAAUAGUCUUAUAACGAGGUCCUACUUAAUACCACUUAAAAAUAAAAAUAGAAAUCUAGAAUUCAUUAGAUAUGAAAAAACAAAAAUUUUUAAUAUUCUAAAUAUACUAAUAAGUUAUUAUUGUUGUCAUUUAUGUUAAAUUGUCAUAUAAUAACUAUUUAUACAAGGGAUUAAAAUGCAAUGAUGUGGAGUUUGAUACAUAUGACAAACGCAAGUAGACCAAAAUUUUCACGUGGAAAUAGAAGCGCAGGCGUAUGUACCCCCUGUGCGCCGCAGGACGAUAAUAUAUAAAGGGUGCGACUGUCAGUAUAAGCUCAGUCAGACACUUACUACUGAAUCGUAACAAUUAUUCAUUCAACUUAAAUGAAUUGAUUCAUAUCAAUAACAUUAUCGUAAUUGAUAAAAACAAGUAAAAAUAAUAUAAUAGUAGUGCUUGAAAUAAACAAAGUAAAAUCAGUGUAAUUAUUCAAAUAAAUUUUUUGAACACUGAAAAAUUAUAAUAAGAGUGUAAUUAAAUCUCUAAUUAUAUUAUUAAAUAUACAAUUAAAUUUUGAGUAAAUAAAAAUUGUUUAUCGUCAAUUAAUUCCAAUAAUGGAAAGAAAAUUAAGAAUUAAAAAUUCAUCUUCACACCACCAACGUCGGUCUGAAUUCAUUGAUGAUGAGUGUAGCACCGACAGUGGUUGUAGCAGUGGUGGAAGUACAGGAAGUGCCGAACACCUAUCACGGCGUCAAGUCAAUGACCCAAGAUCAACAUUUCACCAUCGUUGUUAUAUUAAUCAUGUUCAUUAUAAUAAUGAACCCUCAACAACAAGAUCACAAGAACGUUUAACGAGGUCACAUAUAAACUCUAAUCAACGAGGACGUACUUCUAAAUCAUCAAGAUCAUGGAGUCCAAAUAAUUCGAGACAACAUACUGAAAAAUCACCAACUCGAUCAUCCAGUCCAUCAGAUGCUCAUAGUACAGACAGUGAUUCACUCAAAAGCACGCCUAAAACAGACGUUUUCCGACGUGCUUUACAGUAUCUUACACUAGUUAAAUUGGAAAAUAAUAGUAAGGAAAAAAAACUUACAAAAAAAAGCCCAAAGAAAAUUUUGAGAAAACCUGUUUCAUAUACCUACGUCAAAGGAUUAUCCGGCUUACCAACGCAACGAGUGCCUAGAACUUCAACACCAGAACAUUCUUCAGGUUGCUCUUGCUGAAUUAAUAUUUAUUGCCUUCGUUAGAAAUUUUUGUCUCUGGUAAAUAACAAAUAUCAUUAUUUAUUUAAAUUAAAUUAAACUAUUUAUU
Messenger RNA from Microplitis demolitor, 1574 nucleotides. RefSeq lists its product as uncharacterized. The record is from RefSeq and is a predicted model, not a curated record. Bases 878 to 1486 code for a protein of 202 amino acids. NCBI's taxonomy places the organism in Eukaryota, Metazoa, Arthropoda, Insecta, Hymenoptera, Braconidae. The transcript has a single exon.